This is a messenger RNA of Trichoplusia ni (cabbage looper), 1318 nucleotides long. RefSeq names its product delta-aminolevulinic acid dehydratase. Gene Ontology annotation, molecular function: zinc ion binding; porphobilinogen synthase activity. Gene Ontology annotation, cellular component: cytosol. The coding region runs from base 157 to 1161 and encodes 334 amino acids. Lineage: Eukaryota; Metazoa; Arthropoda; Insecta; Lepidoptera; Noctuidae. Gene Ontology annotation, biological process: heme biosynthetic process. The transcript is spliced from 8 exons. The record is from RefSeq and is a predicted model, not a curated record.
UGUCAGAUUUGACAACCGUGACAUACGUGUGAUGUUUAUUUUAUUAUUGUAGAAGUUUCGAAUAUAUGCUGGAUAAGUGCUGAUAGUAAUCUACAUAAUUUCCGUAUAAUUGCGUUUACACGAUUUUAAUAGCAGGUUAAUUUUAUUCGUAUCAAGAUGAACCAAUUAUUUUUGAGUGCCGAACAUGUCCUGCAAGGGGGUUACUUUCAUUCAACUUUAAGAAAACUUCAAGAACCGAAUACCAGUAUUGAACCGCAUAAUAUUAUGUAUCCUGUAUUUCUAUUAGAAGACGACAAUGAAGUUCAACAUGUGGGCAGUAUGCCUGAUGUUUGCAGAUAUGGUAUUGAGCAACUGAUCAAAAGGCUUCACCAACUAGUAGAAAAGGGACUCAAGUCCAUUCUAAUUUUUGGUAUUGUCAACACUCUGGAAAAGGAUGCCAGUGGUACAGCUGCUGACUGUCCAGAAAACCCAGUGAUAAAGGCUCUCCCGAGGCUCCGGGCAACAUUCCCGGAUCUCCUCAUAGCCUGUGAUGUCUGUCUGUGUCCAUACACUUCUCAUGGACACUGUGGUCUUCUCACUUCCACUGGGGCAAUAGACCAUGCUGCAUCAGUGCGGAGAAUUGCUGAAGUGGCCCUGGCUUAUGCUAAAGCUGGUGCACAUAUUGUCGCCCCUUCCGACAUGAUGGAUAACAGGAUAAAGGCGAUUAAAGAUGCUCUGGUUGCCUGUAAACUGCAGAAUCAAGUAUCGGUAUUAUCUUACUCGUGCAAGUUUGCGUCAUCAAUGUAUGGACCAUUCCGCGACACCAUGAAGAGUUCACCGAUGGAAGGCGACAGGAAGUGCUACCAGUUGCCACCCGGCAGUGCGGGACUGGCUGCCAGAGCCGCUGCCCGUGAUGUGGCUGAGGGUGCUGAUUUCCUGAUGGUGAAGCCCGGCCUACCUUACCUGGAUAUCGUGAGACAAACUAAAGAUAAAUACCCCACCCAUCCAUUGUUUGUCUAUCAGGUAUCCGGCGAAUACACGAUGAUUUGCCGCAGCGGAGAUAGCACGGAGGUUCAAAGUAUUCUCCUGGAGACAUUAACAAGCAUGAGGAGAGCUGGUGCUGACUGCAUCAUAACCUACUUCGCGCCACUACUCCUCGACAUCAUAUCUAAGAAACACUAAUAAUUGUUAUUUGGAGUCUUAUCAUUUUUUGGCGCGGGAUUUUAUGUAUGAGUUCCUAUAUUAUUUGCUCAAGUGUUUUCUUUCUUGCUUUUAUAAGUACAUAGACUACCAGCUGUUGUCAUAGUUUUAAGUUCAAAAUUAUAUUAUAUUUUUAGGA